Molecule: messenger RNA, 1721 nt
Organism: Tachysurus fulvidraco (yellow catfish)
Lineage: Eukaryota; Metazoa; Chordata; Actinopteri; Siluriformes; Bagridae
Product: F-box only protein 7-like
Exons: 13
Coding region: 68-1414 (448 amino acids)
Biological process (GO): positive regulation of autophagy of mitochondrion; autophagy of mitochondrion
Molecular function (GO): protein kinase binding
Source: RefSeq, a predicted model, not a curated record
GUGAAAAGAACGCGGUGCGUUCAGUAAGGUGUUUGUUUACGUUACUUCGAUUAAGGAGAGGUUAAUAAUGAAGAAGUUUAUUAGUACAGUUAGGGCGGCUGUAGAGAGUCUUCUUAGCCGCGAUGAGGAUGAAACGACAGAGAACACAGAGGACACCACCGGCCCCGUAGUGUUCGCUGAAAACAGUAACAUACAGUUAAGAGUGAGAGUAAACGAGCAGACGAGCCGAGUGGAGCUUGAGGGACCAGAACCGAGCCUGACCCAACUCAGCACCCAGGUCAAAGAGGUCGUGCUGCCUUCAGCUGGACUCAGUAACAGCAACGUCUCAACUGAUCAGAAGACACCUCAGAGUACCGCUGGAUUAUCUACACACCAGUCAGACACCAGCAGCAGCCAUGAGAGACCAGACAGUGCAUGUGCUACAUGUGAGACUGAGGAGACUGAUAUGGACAGAGGUGAGGCUGAGCAGGAGGCAAUGGGGCGCUUCAUCCCUGAGCCCAUGCUGUGCUGUGAAGGUGAGAAAGAUAAGGUUCCUCCCUCUCUAGAGACACUGUACCAGACUGCGCAGUGCAACAGCAUCUUGGAUUGCCUACUGUUAGCAGCCCACGUGUUACUGCUGGAGACCGGCUUCCUGCCACAGGGUUGUGACGUCAGAUCUGGAGAAAUGCCCAGUGGCUGGAAUGCAACAGAGGGCCUCUGCAGACUGCGGUACUUUUACCCGUUCUGUGAGAACAGCCCAGUUCAGAUGGUUGGCAUGCCGAAGGGCCAAGCACUUAUUAUAAAGACCACUAUAAAGACAACCGUUGAAGAAGAAUUUUCACAGAAGCUGGCACUGAAUCCUGAAGAUUACGUGACUAAGGAGUGGGCAGGUGGAAAUGCUGGACUGGUCUACAGAGAUAUGCAGAAACUGUCUCGUGUUUUUAAGGACAAGUUGGUUUACCCACUCAUUGCAAGAGCUAGAGAAGCACUGGGUCUGCCUGCACUGUUUGGUCUCACUGUGCUGCCCCCUGAGCUGCUUUUAAGUAUAAUGUUGCUGCUGGAUGUUCCCUCACUCCUAAAGCUGUCUGAAGUAUGCAGAUACCUGCACUCUGUAACUCAAGAUGCGUCACUCUGGAAACACUUUUUGUACCGUGACUUUAGAGCUGACACUGAGCACCGAGACUGGAAAAAGCUUUACAAAAAGAAAUAUCAGCAAAAGAAGGCACAGCAAAAAUGCAUAAUGAGGCGUUACGCUCAGAUUUCUCCAGUUCAUCUUCACAUCCAAGAUCCCUUCCCUCAUCUACCAAUUCCUCUUUUCCCCCCCGGUGUCAUCAGAGAUGAAGACUAUCAAAGACAUGCUCUUCUUCAGGCCAUCCUGCCACGCCAACACCAUGACCUUAUUGGCCGGAUUCUAGAUUACGAACCACCAGUGUGACGCCAAGGCCAGGGAGAGGCCAUUAUUUCUGGGACAUUACAGAAUGAAGCUGCUCCCUGUUUGGCAUCACCACAGCGGAUCAAGGCCACAACUGGGUCAUCAACAGCAGACCGGUAAGGGUCAAAGUCAAGGAAGGGAACUGGAGCCUGCAAACAGAGGCAGAGUGACCAGUCCUCUACCUCCUGUGGCCAAACGAAACAACAACAAUACCAACAAAUUACAAAAAGAAAUACAAGGGAUAACAAAAGAAUAAAUUGAAGCCCCAAAUUUAGAAACAAAUAACCAAAGCUCUCUAGAGCAAACGUGG